AUGUCGCCGCACACAGUCAAGCGAAGGAAGCUCAGCCCUGAGCUGACUGGUGCCAGCCAGUCUAAGACGACAAACCAGAUUGCCGCGAACGCAACCGAAUCGAAGGAAGGGAAGACCGGUUCAGCCUCCUCUACCCGCAGAGAUGGGCUCCCGGCAAAGGGUUCUUCGGGUAGCAGGGCCAAGGAUGACCGUUCUGCCGAGCUUGCAAUGGCCAGUGGUCUCUACAAGUCCAGUUUCUUCAAGCUACAGAUGGAUGAGCUCUUAUCUGGACUUAGACCGAACUACGACAAGCGCAUCUCAAAGCUCCAAGAUACCUUGCACAAAUUGAAAGAUGUCAUCGAAAGACUACCUGACCGGCCGCCGAAACCUGUCGCGGAUGCGGAGAAGGAGAUUCGCAGUCUCUCAGCUGGAGUCUCCAUUCCUUGGCCCGAACCCCGACCUGCGAAGGAUGCGAAAUACACCUUGUCCUAUGCGAAACCUGCAAAUAUCAACGUGGUCGGAAGUUUUGCAUUGAGAACUGGGGCUAAAACUUUGGUCUCGCGCCCAGUUGAUCUGGCCGUAACCAUCCCUAACUCCGUCUUUCAGGAGAAGGACUAUGUCAACUACCGAUAUUUUUACAAGAGAGCCUACUACGUUGCUUGUAUUGCAGCCGGUAUUCAGGAUGCCAUGAAUGAUCUUGGCUGGGAGGUGAAGUUUGGGUUCCAAGACGGCGAUAGUCUUCGCCCUAUAAUCCUGUUGGAACCUCGCUCCACCCCUAAAGAUGACAUCUCGAUACAGUCGCGUUCUCAGAUCCGAAUCCUCACUGCAAUUGAACCAACGCUGUUUCCAGUCACCCGGACCCUACCGGCAAAAAGCAACGUUCGACAGGCCUCCACAACAGAGCACUCGAAAACUGGUGAAGCGACCCCUUUCUACAACGCAAGCCUGCGAUCCGAAGCCACUGUUUCGCUCUACCAUAAACACCUCCAUCUUGCAACCCAAAAAUGUGAAUCGUUCCGUGAUGCUUGUAUCCUGGGACGCACGUGGCUGCAGCAACGAGGCUUUUUCUCUUCAUUCCAAACUGGAGGGUUCGGCAGCUUCGAAUGGGCCGCACUCGUGUCUCUCUUGUUUGAGGGCGGUGGUCCUACUGGUCAACCGAUUCUCAUGCGUUCUUACAGCAGCUAUCAAAUAUUCAAGGCUGUCAUGCAAUUCCUGGCUGGUCGAGACCUAACGACUCCGUUGCUCUUUUCCGCGACAGAUAUCUCAGUUCCGCAUGGUGGCCCUGUGAUAUACGAUGGCUGCAGAGGACUGAAUAUUCUGUAUAAGAUGACACCAUGGUCUUAUGCAGCUCUCCGUCAUGAAGCCAUAUUCACUCUCAAAAUGCUUAACGAAUCGCGAGAAGACAACUUUGACCGUGUGUUUAUUGUUAAGGUUGAUGAGCCAGCCUUGCGCUUCGAUCGUCUCAUUUCCUUCCCUAAAUCUUUCCACGGUGAUACUCUUCGAGCUCUUCGCGAGCAAAACGCUCUUUACACCGUUCUCUCUAGGGCUCUCGGGGAUCGCGUCAAACUGAUUUCUCUAGCAAGCCAUUCCGCUGAUUCUUGGUCAGUGCGUUCCAAAGCACCGGCCAAGAAAGCGAGCUAUGAUCUGUCUGUGGGGCUUUUACUUGACGCUGAAAAUGUCUCUCGAGUCGUCGAUCACGGUCCUCCGGCCGAAGAGAAAGAAGAGGCAGCGUCAUUCCGAGCUUUCUGGGGGCAGAAGUCCGAACUUCGGCGAUUCAAGGAUGGAAGCAUUAUGGAGAGUCUUGUGUGGUCCGACCAGCCAUCAGAAGAUUCCAUUGUGCAUCAGAUCUUGGUGUGCAUUCUGGAACGCCAUUUUCAGAUACCGGAGGACGAUUUCCUACUCACUGGAGACGAGUACGAUGAUUUGCUCUAUGAUGAGGGCGAUGGAAUCGUAGCCUAUACCAGCUCUCCCUUCCAAUCUAUCAAUGAGGCUUUCAGCGAACUGGAGCAGUCCAUUCGAAGCAUGGAAGAAGUACCUUUGGAAAUCAGACACCUGGCUCCAGCCAGUCCACUUCUUCGUUACACUGCUCUUCGAAUUCAGGGACAUGGUGGGGCUCAUGAGCCCGCAGAUGUCGUUCUCCAGUUUGAAAGUUCAGCACGCUGGCCUGAUGACUUUGCCGCCAUUCAAAUGACGAAGGCAGCUUUCCUACUGAAGAUCGGAGACUCCCUGCAUGCCUACCUCGACAUUAUUCACACUUCUGGCUUCCUGUUCCGUUUAAGAAUCCACCAUGAGCGUGAGCAGACACUGCUUGAGCGUCACUUGAAAGACAAGAGCAUUAGCCCACGGGAACGGGAAGAGGCGGCCUAUGCCCUAUUUGCAUACAAAAAGAAUUUCGUGCAAGCUCCUCGCUUGACUCAGGCAUUCCGCAGUCUCUGUACUCGGUUUCCAUUGUUGUCACCAACAAUUCGCCUAGUCAAAUUCUGGUUCAGCUCCCACCUCUUUUCUGCGCAGAUCUGCGAAGAACUGAUCGAGCUGAUGACAACUCGAGCCUUUACCCAACCAUACCCUUGGAACAGCCCUUCUAGCAUCAUGACUGGGUUCCUACGCACUCUGCAUUUCCUGUCUCGUUGGGACUGGCAACAAGAGCCUUUCAUCCUUGAUCUGAGCGGAGGUCUGAGCUCGGAGGUCAUUGAAAACAUUCGGACUCGGUUUACUGCAUGGCGCAACAUCGAUCCCGCAAUGAACACUGUUGCACUUUUCGCUGCGUCAGACAUCGACACUGAAGGCGUGACCUGGACACAAUAUGAGAUGCCCUCAAAGGUUGUAGCCGGUCGAAUGUCCGUCCUGGCGAAGGCGGCGAUUAGUCUACUACGCACACAAGGGCACGAUCUGGAUGUGCCCGAUCUCUUCCAAACCUCCCUUGCCCCGUAUGACUUUGUCAUUCACCUACGAUCAAAGAUGCUCGGUGACCACUCAGCCGUAUCCAAAUUCAAGAAUCUGGCAGAGACCCCGGUCCCCGGUCGUGCAAGCAAGAUCGCUAUCAUCAAGGCAUUUGUUCGUGAUGUUCAGGCGUGCUACAGCCAAAGUGUAUUGCUUUUUCAUGGCAACGAGAGCUGCAAUGUCGUUGCCGGGCUAUGGAACCCACAGGUACUGAAGCCACGCAAUUGGAACUUGAAAAUAGCCUAUUCGACGGUACCUGCAUCUGUUUCUGAUUCCAAGGAAAGUGAGAAUUACGCCAAAAUAAACCAGCCAGCAAUACUGAACGAGAUCGCACGUCUGGGUGACGGAAUCAUUGAGACAAUUGAGACCGGCAAGGUGGAUGUUCGAGCAUAG
Penicillium argentinense is the source of this 3312-nucleotide messenger RNA. Its product is annotated as rRNA-processing protein UTP22. NCBI's taxonomy places the organism in Eukaryota, Fungi, Ascomycota, Eurotiomycetes, Eurotiales, Aspergillaceae. Gene Ontology annotation, cellular component: UTP-C complex; small-subunit processome; CURI complex. The record is from RefSeq and is a predicted model, not a curated record. The coding region runs from base 1 to 3312 and encodes 1103 amino acids. The transcript has 2 exons. Gene Ontology annotation, biological process: tRNA export from nucleus; rRNA processing.